CUUGUUCAGACGUUACCUGCCUUAUCUAAGUCGUAGUAUGAAUGUUAACGUUUGUUGCAUAGGAAACCCAAAAAACCUCGUAUGUAUCUCAAUUUUUGUAAAAUUUAAAACGAAAUUUAGUGUUUUGUGUUCGAAAGUACGGCCACUGAUAAUUUGAUUUUAAAAUUUUACUACGAAAACUUUCAACUUCAAAAUAUCAAACAAGCCGUAGGUAAAUAUGAAGAACAAAUCUUUCCCACUUUAGGACCGAACAAUUAAUACAUCCAUUGAUGUUUGGAUUAGGCUAAUAUGCCCGCGCUUUGGCAGGCUUCUCAGCGACCCAUGUACAUCAGAACAGUGUGGAUAGACGGAUUCCGACACGCGAUCCUCACCCACGACGACCCACAUUACAUUGAACUAAACUCAAAAAGACGCAGACCUCAUUCAUCAGCCAGUUUCAAUCCCAAACGCAAAUCACAAGGAUCACGUCUAAGUCAUCGAAGUGAUUGCAAUAACUUACGAAAUCUAGACCUAGUCAUCAGAAGCGAUAAAAUAAGAAUCUCACACGAAACAGAUAUAGAAAAACUAAAUUUCGCUGAAAUCGAAACUGAAGACGAAUCCAUAUUAUCAACCUCUCCCUUGCCCGUUUGUGAUUUCGAAAAUUUAAAAUCGAAAUUCGAAUCUAUAGACAUGAGGGUUGUGAAAAGUAAUAGAACAGCAAGAAUAGACGUAAGAGAAAAUAAUGAUCUAUCCGAUCGAGUACUCCAAUGGCUCGAUUUAGCUGGUAAAGUCGAUUUACUAGCAAACGAAAAUGCAGAACGCAUAUCACAGCCGAGGCACAGCUGGCCGGAAAUACAAAAGCGGAAUUUGGGUAAGUCCCGUACCGUGACCGAUCUGAGAGUGAGGGAGUGCAAAUUAACGGCGAGCGAUUCUAAAACGAAUGAUACGAUCGAUCGAGAGGAGGUUUACAUGCCAACAUCGGCUACCACGAUCGAAAAUUACGCGCGACAGUCACGUAACAGGACAACGUCACGUGAUAGUCACGCGAAAAUAAAAGAAAACAAAAAGGUCAAAGACAUACGACAAAACGUCGCUGAAGCGAGACAGAAAAUGAUAGCUGAAAGGAGCGCGAUGGAGAAACAAUAUGCCGAGUUAGUCAACAAGAAGAUUAUACCAAAUUUAGCUAAAACUAAGAAGCAAGUUCAUAUCUUCAUGCCAGAAGCGAUACCAAAUAAAGUUGCGAGUAAUACAACUGGCAGUUUGCUAUCACAUAAAUCUAAAUCUUAACCCUUGUUGAUUCAUUUCAAAUUAAAAUACAAGCCACCAACAA
Molecule: messenger RNA, 1309 nt
Organism: Papilio polytes (common Mormon)
Lineage: Eukaryota; Metazoa; Arthropoda; Insecta; Lepidoptera; Papilionidae
Exons: 2
Coding region: 289-1266 (325 amino acids)
Source: RefSeq, a predicted model, not a curated record